This is a messenger RNA of Armigeres subalbatus, 2003 nucleotides long. RefSeq names its product 2',5'-phosphodiesterase 12. NCBI's taxonomy places the organism in Eukaryota, Metazoa, Arthropoda, Insecta, Diptera, Culicidae. The record is from RefSeq and is a predicted model, not a curated record. The transcript has 2 exons. Gene Ontology annotation, cellular component: mitochondrion. Gene Ontology annotation, biological process: nuclear-transcribed mRNA catabolic process, deadenylation-dependent decay. Gene Ontology annotation, molecular function: 3'-5'-RNA exonuclease activity. Bases 3 to 1922 code for a protein of 639 amino acids.
GGAUGGAACUCACCACUCACCCAGAAAACUUCAAAAUGUUUUUCUCAUUUCUGCCAAGUUUAGGCAUUCGUAAAGGUUCAAUCAUCAGUUCGCUAUUCCGUCGUCCGAAAAUAGUGUCUGCCUUGUUAAAUUCGUCAGUCACGCGGUCGGGAUCUACUAAUUUCGUAUUACGCCAUCGCCAUAGGAUGAACGUAGCCUACUUCCGCCAGCUGCCCAACGAAGAGCAAUGCGCAAUCUGUUUCCAUCUGUCCAGCGAACGUUAUCGGAUCGACAAGGUGUUCAACUUCUCGCGGAACGUCACGGAGAAUAUCGAUGCCAGCCUUGAAAGGAUGCGAACCAAUAUCGAGAAGGAAGUGAAGAAAAAGUACAACAGAAAGAAGAAAAGUAAAACGGAAACCGGAAGCGCUCAAGAAAUGCAAGAUGUGCCGAAUGUAAGCGUUCGAUUGUUUGACGUGAAGAAUGGAAAGGAUGUUGGCAACAUAGCAAUUUCGGAUCUGUUGAACAAGAUCCAAGACGAGGAAAACAUCUUGCUGAAAAUUAUGGAUGAUGAUUUCCGGAUAGACUUCAAUUCGCCUGUUGUUCAGGCCAUUCAUCUACCUCAAUCUAUUUUGGCGGGAUUUUACGUGUAUCCUUCUAAGCUGGAACUGUUGUUUGCUGAGUUGGGUCAGUCCGAAUUCCAAUGGUACCGGGGAGAAAUGCCCAAGUCGAACAACAAUCAGCAAAUUGAAUGGACUCUGGUAGGAAGUGGGUUUUCAUACAUGGCCAAGCUGGAAGAUGUGGGGUGUCACCUCAAAGCGGUUUGUACUCCGGGAAAUCCUAUUAAAGUUGGACCAUCGGCGGAGAUAAUUUCCUCUUGCGUAGUCCAAGCGGGACCCGGACAAUGCCCGUUCGAAAUUCGUCAUCUAUUUACGCAAAACAAAUUGGCGAACGAUUAUCAAUUUCGAGUAGUUACUUACAAUAUCCUGGCGGAUCUAUACGCGGACAGUGAUUAUAGUAGAAAUGAGUUGUUCGGGUACUGCCCCAAUUAUGCACUACAUAUAGACUACCGGAAGCAGCUGUUCAUCAAGGAAAUUCUUGGAUACAACGCGGACAUUAUUUGUCUGCAAGAAGUCGAUAGUAAAAUCUAUGAUUUCGAUCUCACAACUGUACUACGUUUGUUCAGCUUCGAAGGACACUUUAAAGCAAAAGGAAAAACUGCAGAAGGUUUAGCGACAUUUUAUAAUGCGCAACGGUUUCAAGAAUUGGAUCGACAAGGCAUUACAUUCGGCGAAAAUUUGGAAUCCGCUCCUGCGUUUCAAUGUCUUUGGAAUCAAAUAAAAAACAAUGAAAAGCUAGCAGUUCGAAUCAAAGAUCGAUCAACGGCUAUCCAAGCGACCCUGCUGCGUUCCCGUUCGGUGCCCAAGAAGCAUUUGCUGGUAGCUAACACCCACUUUUAUUUCCAUCCUGACGCAGAUCACAUACGGCUUCUGCAGGGUGGGUUUUCAAUGCUUUACAUACGAGACCUGUAUGAAAAGUAUGAACGAGAAAUGAGUUUAGAUAGAAACGAUUUUGCAAUCGUAUUCUGCGGAGAUUUCAACAGCGUGCCGGAAUGUGGGAUGUACCGUUUAAUGACGGAACGGUUUGUCGGCGAUGAACUGGCGGAUUGGUUGAGUAACGAGGAAGAAGCAGUUCGCGGUGUGACUCUUUCGCAACCAUUUUGGUUCAAAUCAGCUUGCGGAUGUCCAAAAUAUACCAAUUACACCGUUGGAUUUAAAGCGUGCAUCGAUUAUAUCUACUAUCAGAGUGAUGCAUUGAAGGUGAACGAUGUGGUGCCCCUUCCCAGUGAGGAGGAACUAAUGGCGUACGAUGCAAUUCCAUCACCGGUACUUCCAUCGGAUCAUAUUGCAUUGGUGGCUAGUCUUGAAUGGAGUAACAAAUCGUGAUGAACAAAAAUAGCUUUAAUUGUAUUUACUACAUAUAGUAAAUUUGUAUUAAGAGCAAUCAUCUAAUGAUUUUAAAUCUAA